UCAAAACUCUUGUGAUCGACUUCCAACCACCCAGUUCUGGAAGGUGGUUACACCCAGUCCUAAUCGGGAUCAGGCACGGGCGCUACCACGGUCUGGGCCCAAGGGGAGCCUGCGAUCCGGAUGUGACAGGACACUGACCCGGAAGAGUAGACGGCGAGGGCACUGGGGCUUCGGCCAUGGAGGGAGCUGGCUACAGGGUGGUGUUCGAGAAGGUGGGCGUGUACCUGCACACCAGCGCCAGGAAGCACCAGGACCCGGACUCUCUCAUCGCCGGUGUCAUUCGUGUUGUGGAGAAGGACAACGACGUCCUCUUGCACUGGGCUCCUGUAGAGGAGGCUGGAGAUUCCACCCAGAUUCUCUUCUCCAAGAAGGAGACCACUGGCGGUGACCCCUGCACCUCUGAAGAGGAACCAACCUUUGACCCCGGCUAUGAGCCUGACUGGGCUGUCAUCAGCACCGUGCGGCCCCGGCCCCACUGCUCUGAGCCCACGAGAGGCGCAGAGCCCAGCUCCCCUCGGGGUUCCUGGGCCUUCUCAGUGAGUCUGGGGGAGCUCAAGUCCAUUCGCCGGUCCAAGCCAGGCCUCAGCUGGGCCUACCUGGUCCUGGUGACUCAGGCUGGAGGCUCCCUUCCUGCCCUGCAUUUCCACCGUGGGGGCACUCGCGCCCUGCUCCGCGUCCUCAGCCGCUACCUGCUGUUGGCCAGCUCCCCGCAGGACUCGCGCCUGUACCUGGUCUUCCCCCAUGACUCUUCCGCCCUCUCCAACUCCUGCCACCACCUGCAGCUCUUUGACCAGGACAGCUCCAAUGUGGUGUCUCGCUUCCUGCAGGACCCCUACUCCACCACCUUCAGCAGUUUCUCCCGAGUCACCAACUUCUUCCGAGGAGCCCUGCAGCCGCACCCAGAGGAGGGGGCCUCUCCUGACCUCCCCCUGCCCCCUGAAGAUGAACCUGAGCCCGGGUUCGAGGUCAUUUCCUGUGUAGAGCUGGGGCCCCGACCAGCUGUGGAGCGGGCGUCCCCGGUCACAGAGGAGGAGUGGGCCCGUCACCUGGGCCCUGAGGGCCGCCUGCAGCAGGUCUCUGAGCUCAAGGCGCGGAUCUUCUCAGGGGGUCUGAGCCCUGGCCUGAGGCGAGAGGCCUGGAAGUUCCUCCUGGGCUACCUGAGCUGGGAGGGCUCGUCUGAGGAGCACAAGGCCCACGUCCGCAAAAAAACGGACGAGUAUUUCCGCAUGAAGCUGCAGUGGAAAUCUGUGAGCCCUGAGCAGGAGCGGAGGAACUCACUACUGCACGGUUACCGCAGCCUCAUCGAGAGAGAUGUGAGCCGCACCGACAGGACCAACAAAUUCUAUGAGGGGCCGGAGAACCCGGGGCUGAGCCUGCUCAAUGACAUCCUCCUCACCUACUGCAUGUACCACUUUGACCUGGGUUACGUCCAGGGCAUGAGCGAUCUCCUCUCUCCAAUCCUUUACGUCACCCAGAAUGAGGUGGAUGCCUUCUGGUGUUUCUGCGGCUUCAUGGAGCUUGUGCACGGCAACUUCGAGGAGAGUCAGGAGACGAUGAAGCGGCAGCUUGGGCAGCUCCUGUUGCUCCUCCGGGUGCUGGACCCCCCACUCUGUGACUUCCUGGACUCCCAGGAUUCUGGGUCCCUCUGCUUCUGCUUCCGGUGGCUUCUCAUCUGGUUCAAGAGGGAGUUCCCUUUCCCGGAUGUCCUUCGGCUGUGGGAGGUGCUGUGGACAGGGCUCCCAGGCCCCAAUCUCCACCUGCUGGUGGCCUGUGCCAUCCUGGACAUGGAGCGGGACACCCUCAUGCUCUCAGGCUUCGGCUCCAAUGAGAUCCUCAAGCACAUCAAUGAGCUGACCAUGAAGCUGAGCGUGGAGGACGUGCUGACUCGAGCAGAGGCUUUGUACCACCAGCUGACUGCCUGCCCGGAGCUGCCCCAUAACGUGCAGGAGGUCCUGGGCCUGGCACCACCCACUGAGCCCCACAGCCCCUCACCCCCCAUUUCCCCACUGCCGCUGUCGCCCACCCGGACCCCACCUGCCCCAGCACCUCCCUUGGACACAGCCCCGCAGCCAGACAGCAGCCUGGAGAUCCUGCCGGAGGAUGAGGAAGAGGAGAAUGCCCACCCCUGACCAGGAUCCGUGGCUGCCUGGCACAGGCACUUUAUCGCCCAGAUUGAGGAUGGAGCUGGGGGGCAUCCCUGCCACUAAUCCCCGCAAUCUCCGGGGCUGCUGUAAUUAGGCUGACACAUUAGACUGCCACAUGGACUCCAGCCAGCUGCCGGUGGGUGGAGGGCAGAGGCUGUCACACUGCCUUGGACCCAGCUGGGCCCAGGGUGAGGACAGGCUGCCCCGCUGUCCUCUGUCAUCCCCACUGUCAGCGAGACCCCAGAGGAGGCUGGGCUCCCUUGCCUUGAGGGAGGUUGGGGUUUUUGGAGGGGGGAGGGGCCCACAAUAGCCCUCCCCUCAGUAGCUGUGUGCUGAGGGGAGGAAGGAUAAUAAAGUGUUUAACCUGUGGAA
Erinaceus europaeus (western European hedgehog) is the source of this 2516-nucleotide messenger RNA. RefSeq names its product TBC1 domain family member 17 (gene TBC1D17). Gene Ontology annotation, biological process: activation of GTPase activity. The transcript has 17 exons. The record is from RefSeq and is a predicted model, not a curated record. Bases 177 to 2129 code for a protein of 650 amino acids. NCBI's taxonomy places the organism in Eukaryota, Metazoa, Chordata, Mammalia, Eulipotyphla, Erinaceidae. Gene Ontology annotation, molecular function: GTPase activator activity.